AUGUUCAACUCUACUACUUCUGCAGAACAACAACUUCCGCCGGACGCGUUGACGUGGUUUCUCGACGACCCAUUCAGGACAUGGAACACAACUAUACUCUUCAUCAUCCUAUUCUUCGUCCUGUGCGGCUGUACCAUCCUCCUCGGUGCUCGAUAUGCGGAGAUAUUCAGAUUCGGUACAAUUUUUGCCGACGAGCUUCCAUUGACUCUGGAAGGGAGACAGGCUAGUUGCCCAUGGCGUGAUGGAGAUGGAGGAGAUGUAGGAUGUUUACCCGGCGGAAACCUCCUAUUCCAAGCGACAAACUCGCAAGAUGACCACCAGUUUGACCUUAGACGACGUCCAGGAACCGCCAAUCUUCAGCCUAAUUACGUCGCGAUCGGAAAAGUUCGAGAAGGGAAGAUCGCGCAGCGACGGGCAUCAUUGUUGGAAGCCUCUAGUCGAACCAAACAUGCACAUGGCCACUUGACAUUGAAAACCCUGCCCAGUUCCGGGAACUAG
Molecule: messenger RNA, 498 nt
Organism: Fonsecaea monophora
Lineage: Eukaryota; Fungi; Ascomycota; Eurotiomycetes; Chaetothyriales; Herpotrichiellaceae
Exons: 1
Coding region: 1-498 (165 amino acids)
Source: RefSeq, a predicted model, not a curated record